Molecule: messenger RNA, 5402 nt
Organism: Trichophyton rubrum CBS 118892
Lineage: Eukaryota; Fungi; Ascomycota; Eurotiomycetes; Onygenales; Arthrodermataceae
Product: nucleolar protein 58
Exons: 2
Coding region: 3076-4767 (563 amino acids)
Cellular component (GO): small-subunit processome; box C/D methylation guide snoRNP complex
Molecular function (GO): snoRNA binding
Source: RefSeq, a predicted model, not a curated record
AAAGGCAUAUAAUGCGCAACAUCUUGCUAUCAGAGCAAAUAUUGGCCUUUAUGUCUAUUUAGCUGCACGCUACUGCUAUCCCCUUGUCCCUUUAUCUCUCCCUGUCUCCUGACUUAAAGUGUUUCCUUUUUUUUUUCUUUACUUGGCCUGGUGUUCUGAGGUAUGCAGCCCAGCCAUACCUCAAAUUCAGCCACCUAAGACAGUCAUUUCAGAUGAAAGACUCUGCCUAUAUCAUGACCAUAGCCCUCUUAUCCCCUUAUCUCCCUCCUAAUGUCUCGACUACUUUUCAUUCUUCCCAUAUUCACCAAAUACUAGCAAGGUAGGUGGUGAAGGCAAUGUCUUUAUUUGGGCUCAGAUGAAGAUCCCUUUUUCUUUCUCCCAAAUACCAUCCAUGAGAACGCCGAAAAAAAGAAAAAAAAAAGUGAAAACAAGCAAACUUGAAGACCCAGAAAAAAAGCCUAUAAAGGAAAGACGAGGGGGUAGGUUGUUACUUUUAUUGUCUUCCCUUUAUUCUGAUUGCUUUUUGUUAUUUUCAUUACUAUUCCUUGUUUGCCUUGGGUGUUAUGUUUUAGUCGCUUGACUGAUUGGCAACCAACUAGUCCUUGCCAUUCUACUUCUGCAAGCAAGUGAGCCUGAUAUAUCGAUGUAUUGGGCUUGCUAGAAGAGCUUAUACGUUAGUAUCUAACAUUUAUUGCUGGGUACAUAUCUUUACAUAGUACUAUGCUGUAGUUUCUUUGUGCGAAGGUCUCCUGAUCCUUGUAUAGGGUUACUACGGAAUCAUGGUGUUAGUAAACCCCUCGUCGAAAUUAUUAUGCAAGGGAUGUGGGAGGCUUCAUGUUAGAAUAUUUUACCGUACAAACGGGAUUUACGAGCUAUGGAUAUAAACAAUGCAUUAUGGCCUUAUAUUUGUCUAUUUCUUCUGCUUAGCGGCACGGAAGUUUGUACUACUGCUACCGGAAGGCAAGACGAUGAUAAUUUAUCUAAAUCCGAGUAGAGGUGAACCGCUCGAACUGCAGUUCAUCAUAUAAAUAACAUGAGGGAAUUAUUAUGGCAACAUUGAAGAGAUAUACUCCGAAUCAGCAUUAUCAAUAACUCCAGCAAUAUCAAGAUAUAAAUAAUUCAAAGAAACAAAGGACCCUUAAAGUACGCUUAUAUAGUUCCCUAUCCGGUCUUUCUGGUUCUGUGCAAUGCACUCUGCGAUCCAAGUAAUGUUCCGAAUUUCCUAUUUCAAUACAUGAUUAGCUCAUAUGCCUGGUAUAACACUGGGUACCUGUAAGAACUGACCUGUUCUCGCAAUUUGACCCAGGCGUAUAUUAUAGCCGGUGUGAACUGGCGAGUGAAUGCCAGCUUCAACAAUUCCAUCUCUCUCUGGUAGAAAAGGUCUUCCAAGCUCUUGCCUUCGCUUCCAGCGCCAGAUCCGGACUGGUUCAGACCAACAGUGUCAAAGAAGGCUUUGUAGUCGGCAACUACAGUCACUGCGAGAGAGACACCCUCGAGGUCAUCUGCGCGAGAAAGCAUCAAAGAGCCUUCAGGAUACAAUUUGCCGAACUCUGGAUAUAGCUUUUUCCUCUCGGUCUUGGAGAGUUCGGUGCCGAACGAGUUGAGAGUGAUGUUGAUUGCCCGACGAUCAGCCUCAAACUCUAGUGCUUCACACAUGACUUGGGAGGUAGGAGAGUCUUUAAGCUCGGGGUCAGAGUUGAUAAACCGGUAAAAGUCCUCCAGAUAAUUCUUGUACAGAGUGUUUCGGAUGAUUUCGAUGUUUAGUUCAUCCAGAUCCUGAUGGCUCAGGCUGCCCUUGAAGUAUGGUGCUAAAGGGGUUUCGAUAAGGACAGAGUUAUACAAUUCUUCGAUAUUGGUUGCCACGCAUAGGACUGGCAUUGUCUCAAAGAAACCAAGUGGGUGGCAUCUGUCCAGGAGCUCCCGAGUGUCUCGCUCGUGAAGAGUACCGGUGAUGAGAAGUGCGAUGUUAUCAAUCAUGUACCCAUAGGUAAGGUAUUCCAUAAACUUGGCCGUCGAGCCACUGGCUUGCGCCUGCAGAUAGCGGAAUUCAGCAACAAGCUUAUCGGUGGCUUUACCAGCUAGAGCAGAUGUAGAGGGAUUCGGGGGGAGAGCGGCUAGAAAAUCGCCAUAUGAUGGGCCAAGCUGGAGCUUGACGUCUGUAUUUACAUGGUCAGCCCUAGCACAUCACAAGCUAUCGCGACGACCACUAUCAUCAAGGGAUAAUGCACAUAGCCAUUGGCAGCUAUCGUAAGGAUAGGUUCAUACCAUCCACGGUAUCGCAUUGCGUCAAGUUACUGUAGUUCUGCGAGUUUAGAAGGUUAUUGCGGUAUCCGCGAACAACUCCUUCGACAUAGCUGAGCAAAAGAUUAGCCGUCCGUCUCGUUCCAGCAAAUACAAGGAUGACUUACCCGUUAUCCACGUUAAAGAAGAGACCCUCCAUGGUUGGCCAAGGAAUGCGUGUCUGGUUGUUUCUGGUCCUCCAGCCCCGUCUGGUCGUCUUCCUCGUCUUCCUCCUUGAUAUCACUUCCGAAGGUCAGCAUGAGCUUAUACUAUUCACGUGAUGUAUUACAUAAUACAUAGCGUGCUUUUUUUACGACAUCGAAAAAAAAAAAGAAGCAAAAAAUUUAUUUGGAUUUUCGAUUGAAAAAGCGAAGAAACAGUUGUGCGUCUCUUGUGCUCAACGCUGCAGAAGCUCUCCCUGACGCAUUCUGCUCGCGUGAUAGCUCCAGUGAAGCUAGGCGAGAGUCUUUUUUAUUUCAUUCAAUCUCCCGGGACGCCGUCGCCAUGACACUAUUCAUCCUUACCGAGACCAGUGCGGGCUAUGCCUUGCUUAAGGCAAAGGAUAAGAGGCUCCUCAAGCGAGAUGAUCUCGCUACAGAGACAGAGACCGCUGAAGGAAUAUCGAAUCUGUAUGUUUGCAAUUGCGCUUUUCUGUUUGAGAUGGUCGAUAAUCCUUCGAUUGCGAUUUAUACCACUGCAUUAUCGACAUUGAAUCUUUCCUCCGCAUUUUGAUAGCUUCAGCUUUUCGGGUAUCUGCUUUUUUGGAGAAAUGGACUAAUAGCAAAUUCUUGCAGUAUGAAAUUGAAGAACUUCCAGAAAUUUGACAGUGCCACUACUGCUUUGGAAGAAGUUGCAUCGGUUAUCGAUGGAAAGGUCACACCGAGCCUGGCGAAUUUGCUCGAGAAGAUCAAAGACGAAAAGAAAGUCUCCUUAGCAGUUGCCGAUACCAAACUUGGCAACGCGAUUGGCAAGCUGCCUGGACUCUCCAUCCAGCCUAUUGCAGAUGGAACGACUGCUGAGCUUUACCGUGCCAUAAGGGCCCAUCUUCCCACUCUUAUUCCUGGAUUAGUUCCCUCUGAUAUCUCCACCAUGUCCUUGGGUCUAUCCCACUCCCUUGCCCGCCACAAGCUCAAAUUUUCCGCAGAUAAGAUUGACACUAUGAUUGUUCAGGCAAUUUCUCUGCUUGAUGAUCUCGACAAGGAGCUCAACACGUAUGCAAUGCGUGUGAAGGAAUGGUACGGCUGGCAUUUCCCGGAGCUGGCUAAGAUAUUAAACGACAAUUUGGCCUAUGCUAAGGUUGUCCUUAAGAUGGGUAUCCGUAGCGACUCUGAGACUACAGACCUUUCGGAAAUUCUGCCUGAGGAGAUUGAAACCGCCGUCAAGAUGGCCGCCAACAAGUCCAUGGGAACUGAGAUUAGCAAUGAAGAUCUCGAGAAUAUUCAAUCACUUGCUGAACAGGUUGUUGCUUUCUCCGAAUACCGCCAACAGCUUGCGAACUACCUCUCUGCUCGUAUGGCUGCCAUUGCUCCUAAUCUUACUGCCUUGGUUGGCGACCUAGUUGGUGCUCGAUUGAUUGCGCAUGCUGGUAGCUUGAUGAAUCUCUCUAAGAGUCCUGCAAGUACUAUCCAGAUCCUUGGUGCUGAAAAGGCCUUGUUCCGUGCUCUUAAGACUAAGCAUGACACUCCCAAAUACGGGUUGAUCUAUCACGCUUCCCUCAUUGGCCAAGCUACUGGUAAAAACAAGGGUAAAAUGGCUCGAGUUCUGGCUGCCAAAGCUGCAAUUGGUCUCCGUGUUGACGCGUUGAGUGACUGGACUGCUGACGCUGACGGCAACGAGCCCACCGAAGAAGAAAAGAGUGCCCUCGGUAUGGAGUCGAGGUACUACCUUGAGAAGAAACUUGCAUUCCUCGAAGGAAAGCCACUUAAAGCUAGGGGUGUGGCUAUUGCUCCAAACGGAGUUGAAUCCGCUGUUCCCAAGAAGUGGGAAAUCAAAGAGACCAAGAAGUACAACACAGAUGCUGAUGCCCUAGCUGGCAACAAACCCGAGAAGAAGAAGUCUAAAAAAGAUAAGGAUAAGAAGAGUAAACUGGUGGAGGAAGUUGAAGCUGAGGAUGAGGAAAUGAAGGAGGCUGAUCAAGAAGACGAGGAGGAUGAAGACGACUCAGAUGAAUCUGAGGAAGAGAAGCCUAAGAAGAAAUCUAAGAAAGAGAAGAAGUCAAAGACAAGUGGCGACGACAACGUUGAAGAACUUGCUGAGAAGGCCGGCCUCAGUGUCAAGCGAUAUCUCCGAAAGCUUGAAAGAGGCGAGAUAUCUUUCGAUAAGGACGGCAACCCAACUGCUAUUAGCAAGAAGGAGCUGAAGAAAGCCAAGAAGGAAGCCAAAAAGGCCGAGAAAGAGGAAGGCAAGAAGAGAAAACGCUCAGACGUUGGCGAUGAUGCCGAAGAAUCCAAGGGUGAAAAGAAGAAAAAGAAGAAAAGCAAGGCCUAAUUGAUGCGCAAAAUACCCUCAAUGCCGUCCGAUCCUUUUUGUUGCUGUAUCAUAUCCAGCUUCUGGUGUCUUGGUUUCUGUCUUCUUUUUGAUAGGGUGGCAUCACUCAUGGCGAGAUGUUAUUUCUUUGAAUCUUUCGACUUUUUCUGAUUUUUUUCUUGUCAUUUUCCUUUGGAUCUUUUAUGGUGGCGCUUGGGGUUCAUUUCAAUUUGGUUUCUUCAGACACAGUACCAAAGGAAAAGUGUUCAGAUACUUUAUAUUUAUCAGCCAUUGAAGCCUUUUAUACCACCUCUUCUUCUUUUUUUUUUUUUAUAUAGCUGUAUUGCUAUAUCAGUAGCUGUACUCUGUAAACAUGGAAUCAGACUUUCCAGACUGCCCUUAUAUCAGCAUUAGGCAUCACCAUUGCUCCAGAUUAAAGGUAUAGCUGUUUUCACCCAUCUCAUCGCGUGCAGGAGCCCUGUAGUUGAUUUUUUAGGUUACCAGUUUCGGGCGUUCCUGUACUGCUGCUGGAUUCGUUUACAUUUAGCUCUUCUAAAGCAUAGAGCCAAUUCUGUGCCUCUCAUAUUCUUUCUCUUAGGGUACCUAGCAUUUGCAUGUAAUAGAGAGGUUGAAGAACACCUGCUGACCAAUCGGAG